This is a messenger RNA of Numida meleagris (helmeted guineafowl), 1675 nucleotides long. RefSeq names its product CD247 molecule (gene CD247). Gene Ontology annotation, biological process: cell surface receptor signaling pathway. Gene Ontology annotation, molecular function: transmembrane signaling receptor activity. The record is from RefSeq and is a predicted model, not a curated record. Gene Ontology annotation, cellular component: membrane. NCBI's taxonomy places the organism in Eukaryota, Metazoa, Chordata, Aves, Galliformes, Numididae. Bases 16 to 672 code for a protein of 218 amino acids. The transcript has 8 exons.
GGGAGAGGAAGAUGCAUGCAUUUUGGGGCGGCUGCCAGCAGGUGGACUCUGAAAGCCCUUAUAGAAGCAGUGCUUCCUGCGGAGGCAGCCAGAAGAUACCAGCCUGUGGAGGUGCCUUCCUCCCCACCACCCCUCACUGCACACCCCAGCACGACCCACCAGAGCAAGAUGAAAUGGAAGAGGAUUGCUGUCUUUGUCACCUUGCAGGCGUGGCUCCCACUUACAGAUGCUGUAGCAGUUCUUGGACUGACGGACCCCCGACUCUGCUACUUGCUUGAUGGAUUCCUCUUCAUUUACGCAGUCAUCAUCACGGCCCUUUUUGUGAAAGCUAAGCUUAGCCAGGCCUCUGAACCACAGCUGCUGCCGGGCCAGGACGAUGUGUACAAUAAACUGUCCCGUGGGCACAGAGAUGAAUACGAUGUGCUGGGCACCACGCGUGGCGCAGACCUUGAGAAGGGCGGGAGACAUGAGCAGAGAAGAAGGAACCCCCACGAAACCGUCUACUCCUCCCUGCAGAAGGACAAGAUGGGCGAGGCGUACAGUGAGAUUGGGAAGAAGGGAGAGCAGCAGCGGCGGCGAGGAAAAGGGAAUGAUGCUGUUUACCAGGGGCUCAGUGCAGCGACCAAGGACACGUACGACGCUCUCCAAAUGCAGCCCCUGCCCCCCCGCUAAGUGGGACUCGCAGGGACGGGCAGCAGUGAGGGAUGCCCACAUGCUUGGGGGGAGGGAGAGGGGGGAAAGCUUUUUUCAUCCCAAACAAAACAAAGAGCACUGCGUUUUUUCUCAGUGCAACAGUCUCCUUUGGUUGGUGCAGGGAGGGUUCCUUCUCUCCUCCUCUGGAAUCGUGUACCAGCAAGCUUUAGCUCCUGAAGUGUACAUAGCUGUAAAGUUAUUAUUUCCCCCACCAGUAGUUAUUAGGUUGUUUUUGCAAGAUUUGUGUUGUAGGACCAGGCCCCAGCUCCUGCCACAGCCGUUUCUGUAGCUCCUCCUCACCUUCUGGGGGCACCGAGACACACACCUGCAGGCUCAUUGCAUUUCAAGACCCUUGUAAGGACAGGGCUGUUUCCUGCAGUGUUUAUCUUCACACCAUUUGACAACAACAGCCAGCUCAGCCUUCCGCUUUAAAUUUACCUUUUAAAAACUGCUGCGGCAGGGGACAAUUUUUUUUUCCUUUAACUGUGAAAAGUGAUGCGGUGUCACUGCAGUGAGGGGCACAGGGGGUUGCCAGCUCUUCGACACGAAGCAAGCAAGAGCCAGGCAAUGGCUGAGAGAUGCUUGGGAAGGCAGAAGCCAGCAGCGCUGCAGUGACCACGAGGAGAAUGGACUCUGAGUACAAGAGAGGCACUGGGAAAGCUGGGAACCUCACCCGUCCCACGUGGUGGAGGGCUGCACCUGCUGAGCUUCUGCCCCUUCACAUUAUUCGCAACACCUACCACCACCGCUGCAGCCGCCUCCCUUUGAAAGAGCUUGUGUCAUGAUGGCCGUGUCGGGGAAAAAAACAAAACUAUCACUUCUGGGCAACAGAUUCUUUGUAUAAAAGCCAAUAUUAACGCAGUUCCAAACCAGCUGAAUGCACUGGGUUACUCUUAAAAGGUAAUGCAGGUAUUAUUCCAAAACGGUAGUAAAUCAAUAACAUAAUGUGUUUGUGAUGAAUUAAUAAAGCGAGCGUCGAAGA